Molecule: messenger RNA, 3339 nt
Organism: Ostertagia ostertagi
Lineage: Eukaryota; Metazoa; Nematoda; Chromadorea; Rhabditida; Trichostrongylidae
Source: the annotation of a GenBank genome assembly
AUGCCUGCAGGUGCUCUAAUUGGGAAUGAGGGAGCCACAUUAGCCAUGGCGAGGCUUGACUACGCACAUGCACGAGCGGAAAUGUCGGGUAUUCCGCUCGGUGUGGGAGGCCCGCCACCUCCUGGUAUGGACGCGAAACGUGGACGACUUGUCUGUAUCAAAGUCAGAAUGUUGGACGACAGUGUGGCCGUGUUUCAUCUUGGGCACAAAGCACUCGGUCAAACGUUACUGGACGAGGUGGCACGCCAUUUGAAUCUGCUCGAGAACGACUACUUCGGUUUGGAGUGCAUUGAUAACUCGGGAUGCCAUUGCUGGUUGGAUGCAGACAAGCCGAUCUUACGACAAAUCAGCUCACAUAGUACUGAUGCAAAAUUCUAUUUCAUUGUAAAGUUCUAUACACCGAAUCCGAUCGAUCUUGAAGAGGAGUACACGCGGUACUUGUUAACGCUUCAAAUUCGACGUGACUUGUCAAUGGGUGAAUUGCAUUGUGCCGAAACAACAGCUGCCUUGUUGGCUGCAUAUCUCGUGCAGUCUGAAUGUGGCGAUUUCUCCGCUGAAGACUAUCCAGAUGCCACGUAUCUCUCACAUUCACGUUUCAUUCCUCACCAGACUAUUGAAUUUCAACAGAAAGUCAUGGAAAAUCAUAAAAAUCUAGUCAUCGAUUUUUGCGCGCUUUACGCCGAAGCCGACGAUGAUGUCGCAUAUGGAAAAAAUUUCAAACGGAGGAAGAGUAGUGGCGGGUGCCCACUCGUCACGAUCAAAGGGCUAAAGGGAAUGAGCCCUGGUGAAAGCGACUUUGCAAUGCUCGAAGUGGCGCGUCGAUGUGAUUUCUAUGGCAUCAAAUUACAUCCAGCAAAGGAUAUAGAAGGUACGGAGGCUCGCCUAGCUGUGCUUCACCUGGGUAUCAAGGUAUAUCAUCAACUGCAAUGUGUUUCCACGUUCUCGUGGGCGAAGAUCCGUAAGCUCAGCUUCAAACGGAAGAAACUUCUGGUGAAACUCCACCCGGACAGUUAUCAGUAUUACAAGGAAACGAUUCAAUUCGUUUUCGAAUCACGAAACGAAUGUAAAUCGUUCUGGAAAAAGUGUGUAGAGCACCACGCGUUUUUUCGCUGUUCGGCAGCUGACAGUACUCGAAAGGACAGCCGACUGUUCAGCAAAGGAUCAUCGUUCAGGUACAAGAGCCAUUGUAAUUCUGAAACAUGUUGCUUCCUAAUUCAGGAAAGAUCUCCAAACGCAGUGAUCAGUGGAGGGCGGUAUCACGGAAGGACCCAAAAGCAGCUGAUCGACUAUGUUCGGGAACACCAUAAGCGAAGAGAGCCGUUUACGAGACCUCUGCGCUCGGCUGUGUCUCCGCGUUGCGGUCCUCCGUUUGCUGUCUAUUCGAUGGUGUCCGAUCGGAAGAAGAACGGUGGCGCUCACGUCUCUUUACCUCAUCUGCCCAACCAGACGCACACAAUCGACAAUGCAGGUACAUUAGAUGCUCGAGGACAUCGUCAUGAGAGUGAAUGUGCUGAGCGACAGAAGCAUCGUGCGCGACAAAAAAUUCCUGCCAAGGAAUCGCAUGACAAAGAAAAUGUCUCGUUGUCGCUUCCGAAUGUGCUUAGUGAUGACUUACAGGUUGUUUGUAGAGAGCUAGAAGUCGAAAAUACUGAUCCGCCCAAGUCUUUGUCCGGUGAUAACUUUAAUGCGAUGCGACCCGAUUACGACAACAUUAGUGAGGAUUCCUAUAGAUUAUCUGAUCACGAACGGUCCACAAAAUCUGAUGUCGGUGUGCCGUUACGACAAGCACAUAGUACAAACUUUGCAACGAAACGUGUAGGUAGUAAUGUAGUAGUAAAACGUGUGAUCUCGCAAUCUAAAUCCACACCUCAUUCGACGGACGAAGAAGACUCGUCAAGUAACGCGCCGACAACGUCAUCUACCAGUCGGCGUCAUCUGAAGGAAUAUCCGUUCAAUUCGACAAAUUUUGUUCCUAUUGAAAUCGAUGGUCCCAACGUCGACAUAUCUGUUCGUAGAACCACGGGACCAAUCUACACCUCAACUGGAGCAUUGUUGUUGAAACCAAAAGUGAUUUCCAUCCACGAAAGCGAGUACUCGACCGUGAAAGUGGUUCCCGAUCCAACUGCUUCCAGCUCUUUUGCCAUACCACCGCCUUCUGUAAAUCCUCCGAAAGUUGAAGUGCAAUCAAAAGUUGAAUACGGAGCUAAGCGACCACUUCCUGGAAAAAUCAUCACUAAGGAGAAUAUGGUGAUCACUCCUAAUGGGGUUAAGGAACGUGGUCCGAAACCGGCCGUGAUGCCAAAACCGUUGAAAUCCGUUGCCCCACAGCAAACUGUUCCCUCUACGACUACUCCCGAAGAUCACCCAAUUGUGCAUUUAAUCGACCAGACUCUAUCCACGACGUCCUCAAGAGAAGAACCUGAACCAGAGCCCAAGUCCGAGCCGAUCACGAAGGCCCCACCAACGCGUCCAAAACUGAUAUCGGUGAAGAGUGAAGACAGUCCGAAUGUGGAGAAGUGCCACUUGUUCAACAGCGAAAUCCCAUACACCCUUACACUUCGGAAGGUUGACAGUGCUGAAUCACUGUCAUUCCCAACUUUCAAAGAUCGACAUCGAGACUUCGACACGGGUUCACUGCGGAGGCUGUCCAAGAGUCCUGAUCAGUUCAAACGGCGGAAAUCGCUCGACCUGGUUCCGAGAAAGCGCUUGCCUUCGCCGAGAAACUUCUCCUCGCAAGACCACUCCAUUUCGCCCACCACGCCUGAGGGAAACGUCCUCGAUUACGUGAUGAAGCAUCGUUCACUAAGCCAUGAACGAACAGAAAAACGCGGAAAACGUGGCGAUGCUCGACGGCAAACGCAACCAGUACGAUUCGACUUGCCACCGAGUCCAUGCUCGCCAACCGUCAGUGGAAGCACACCAUUCAUCAGUUACCUCAACGAUGACGUCGUCGAUGACAGCGUCUCUGAAUCAAGGAGUCUACACGAUGAAAUGGAGAAGCUCGAAAGCGUACCCAGCGCAAGCUCUGUAGAUCAGAAAGACGAUUCAGAAGGCAGCGAAUCCUUGCCUCCACCACCGCCAGAGGCAGUCAUUCCAAAACCGCCUCCGCCACCACCCCCACCGAAACCGAAGGCGGUAUCGGAUCAUGUGGCCGACAUGAAGACAUCAGUGAUCAUGACAUCCGUUGUGAAAGCGCCAUCCACAGAAGGUUCGUCGGGUGCGCCGCCAAAGUCUGACGAGCAAAAUACGCCUUUUAUCGACGAAUCACCAAAAGGCUCCGAUGAAACGUUGCCGGUUUCUCGUCGAACUGAAACGGGAUUACUCUGGACAGACUUCUAG